UAAUUUAUAUGUUUUUUUGUUCGAAUUUAAACCAAUUCAACCAAUACGACAGCAUAUACAAUAUCAUUCACAAAUUUUACAUACUCGUCAAUUUAAUACAGCAAAUUGUCGUGGUUAUCCGACAAGUAUCGAAACUAACAAUAACGGCAGUAAUGGUGUCGGAAAUAGUUUUCAUUCAUAUUAUAAACAAUAUCAAAAUACAAGAAAUAAAAGUAAUUCAUCAUUAUCUUUUUAUAAUUCAUUACCAAAUAAAAAUGCAUUUAUUCAAGCAUUAAGAAAACAGUUAAACGAAGAUGUCAAGAUAAAACCGAAAAUUUGUAAAGAAAAAAUCAAAAUAAAAUCUCAAAUGGAAGUAGUGAAAGCAAUUGGACUAAUUAAUGAAAUGAUAACAAAAGAUACAAUAAAUCAAUUAACAUCAUCACAUAUUUUAUCAUUUUAUAUGAAAUUUAAUUCAUUGUAUUUUACCAAACCAUUUUAUUUGGAUUUAAUUUCUUAUUUGUUACGUCAGUGCUCUAAACAUGACAGAUUGGAUUUGGUUAACGUUAUUUUUGCUAGAUUCGUUCAUGAUGUCGAUAUGAGUUCAAGAAAACAUGUACUUGUCGCUUUUGUUAUUAAAGUAUGGAAUGUUAUGGCUAAGAUAUAUGCUGAUAAGGGACAGCCCGAAGAAGUUAUUAGCAUAUAUAAAGCGAUGUCUCAAUAUGGUACAUUUCCUAACGUGAAAACUUACUCAACGUUGAUAAAAUCCGCAGCAAAGGCAAAUGAUCCAUAUAAAUGUUUUGAAUUUUUAGAGAAAAUUAUUUCAAGAGGCGAAAAAACAAAUUCUGCUACACUAAAUUUCCUUUUAAAAGCAUGUCUUUCAUCAAAAGACGCUAAUAUACAAGAGAACGCAGAUAUAAUUAUUGAAUUAAUGUCGCAUUGGAAAAUUGGACCAAAUGGAACAACAUUUUUAAUUUUAUUACAACAUUGCAAAAAUCAUGAACAAUUAGAAGAUAUUUGGAAUAAAACAUUAAAAUAUAGAUUAUGUAAAAAUAAAAGAUUGCAAGAAGAAAUUAUAAAGAUAUGUUGUACAAAACUUUCUUUUAAUAAAUCUUUGACUUAUGAGAAUCAACAUAAUAUGAAAAAUAUGAAGGAUGGAAUAUCAAAAUGCUUUGAUUAUUUUUUAAGAUUUUAUAGAAUUUCUAGAGGAGAAAUCCCAUUAGAAAUUUAUAAUACAUUAUUAAAGUAUUGUACAAUGAAAGGAGAUAUUUUUAGGUCAAUGAGAAUAUUAGAAAUGAUGUGGGAAAAAAAUUUGGAACCAAAAAAAUCAUUAUAUAAAAAUUUAUUUGAUUCAAUACAUGAUAACACAAUAAAUAAUAGAACAUAUACUUGGAGAUUAAUAGAAGGAAUGUUUUUUAAACCAAAAACUAUUAAAUUACAAAAAUCAUUAUUAAGUUCAAUGAUUUUAACUUUAGGAAGAUUACGUGAUGUUCGUGGAAUUAUGGAAUUUUAUCAAGAACUUCUCAAAUAUAAUACCAAUUAUCAUGAUUCAUUUAUGAAUAGAACAAAUAACAUUCCUAUGGAUAUUAAAUUAUAUAAUAUUUUUAUGAAGGCUAUAUCGGAAUGUAAAUACGGACCAUUAAGCUUCAUGGAAAUGAUUAAAUAUACUCCAAUUGGACUUCAACUAAAUCAUAUUAGUGUUAAAUACUUAUUUUCCUCUAUACAGACCAAAAAAGACAUUAAAUCGUUUGGAUCAACAUUAUUUGAAUUUGUUAUUAAACAAGAAAUAAUUCUUAGUAAAGAUGUAUUAGAAGAUAUAAUAAGAAAUACUGUACGGAAUAUAUCAGAUACGGUUGGUUAUGGAGAUAUUAUUAUUAAACAAUUGGUAAAUGAAAUAAUUAGUGUGCAGGAGGGAAAGGAUUUAUUGGAUUGUCUCAAUAUAUUAGAGACGCCAUUAAAUUAGCAAAGGGACUAAAUUACCAAUUAUAAUUCUUAAUUAAACUAGCUACUUGCUGAAGUUUUUUGAAUUUGAUCUU
Rhizophagus irregularis DAOM 181602=DAOM 197198 is the source of this 2012-nucleotide messenger RNA. RefSeq lists its product as uncharacterized. Gene Ontology annotation, molecular function: protein binding. Lineage: Eukaryota; Fungi; Glomeromycota; Glomeromycetes; Glomerales; Glomeraceae. The record is from RefSeq and is a predicted model, not a curated record.